CCUCUCAUCAUAACCUGGUCCUCCCAUUUGGCACAGUCCGCCCUCGACCAGACUUCCGCGAUUGCUUAGCUGGUGUGCGAGUCGGUUUUUUGUUUUGUUUUGUUUUGUUCGAGAAUGUGUGUAUUUUUAGCAUGGAAAACUUGAUACGAGUACAACCCCUUGUAGGCAGGCUAAAUAGGAAUGCACUUAAUCACCAAACCAGUCGGACUUAAAGUGAAAGUAGAUUCAAUCCCGUUUUAGAGAGCUGAGACAACAUAAAGAAUAAUAGGCUACUGACGCAGCACCGGCAGAAAUGGCCUCCAAACGUUCUUUCCCCGAGGAGGACCUCACCUGUCCAGUCUGCUGUGAUAUCUUCAAUGACCCGGUCAUACAGCUAUGCAGCCACAGCAUCUGUAAGGGCUGCCUGCAGACGUGCUGGGAAGUCAAGAAAUCCCGAGAGUGCCCGGUGUGUAGACGGAAGUCAUCCAAAGGUGAGCUGCCGCGGAACCUGGCGUUGAAAAACCUGUGCGAGGCCGUCCUGAAGGGGAAAAGUGUUGGACCACCGAAGGGGCUCUGCAGUCUACACGGUGAAAGUUUCAAGCUUUUUUGUCAGGAUGACAAAGAGCCUGUGUGCGUCGUCUGUCAGACGUCAAAAAAACACAAGCAACACGAUUUUUGCCCCAUUGAUGAAGCUGCCCUCGAUCACAAGGAGGAGCUCAGCACUGCACUGACGCCAUUGCAAGAGAAGCUGAAGCUUUUAAAGGACGUUAAAAACACCUAUGACCAAACCGCUCAGCUCAUUAAGAGCCAGGCCCAGCUCACUGAAAUACAGAUUAAGAUGAAAUUAAAAAAACUUCACAAGUUCCUCCAAGAUGAAGAGGCAGCCAGAAUAGAAUCUGUGAAGGCGGAGGAGAGGCAGAAGAGCGACGUGAUAAAGAAGAAGAUCGAAACAAUCAGCAGGGAGAUUUCAUCUGUCUCUGACACCAUUCAAGCCAUACAGGAGGAACUCAAACAAGACGAUGUGUCAUUCGUGCAGAACUUCAAGGCUACAAUGGAAAAGACUAAGUGCACCCUGAAGAUCCCAGAGAUGGUCUCCGAUGCUCUAAUUGAUGUGGCAAAGCAUAUGGGCAACCUGAGCUUUAAAGUCUGGAAGAAGAUGCAAGAGAUCAUUGAAUUCACUCCUGUCAUCCUGAACCCCAACACAGCAGCACCUCACCUCCUGAUGUGUGAAGACCUGACCAGCCUUGUGUACAGCGACAACAUGGACCCAGUGCCAGACAACCCUGAGAGAUUUGACUUUUACCACUGUGUGCUGGGCUCUGAGGGCUUCAACUCGGGCAAGCACCAUUGGGACAUCGAGGUUGGGGAUAAUUCCCUCUGGUACCUGGGCGUGAUGACCGAGUCCACCCUCCGUAAGGGGAAGGCCAUCUGGAAUGGAGUCUGGAGCUUGUGGAACGUGUUUGGGGAGUACAAGUCCCAGUCUCCGGAACAGUGCCCUACUCCGCUCGCAGUGAGCCUGGGCAUCCAGAAGAUCCGAGUGGUUCUGGACUGGGACGGAGGACGGGUCUCGUUCUCUGACCCCGUCAGUGACACGCUCUUGCUCGCCAUGGCACACACGUUCACUGAGAAAGUAUUCCCGUUCUUCUAUAAUUUCUGUGUUCUCGCUCCACUCCGGAUCUUACCGCUUAAGCCGCAUGUAACAGUGGGAGAGCACACUUGAAGGAGCUGCCUACACAUUAAACAACAAACCUUUAACA
Molecule: messenger RNA, 1736 nt
Organism: Clupea harengus (Atlantic herring)
Lineage: Eukaryota; Metazoa; Chordata; Actinopteri; Clupeiformes; Clupeidae
Product: nuclear factor 7, brain-like
Molecular function (GO): protein binding; zinc ion binding
Source: RefSeq, a predicted model, not a curated record